This is a messenger RNA of Lemur catta (Ring-tailed lemur), 4243 nucleotides long. RefSeq names its product CRACD like (gene CRACDL). The record is from RefSeq and is a predicted model, not a curated record. Bases 380 to 3535 code for a protein of 1051 amino acids. NCBI's taxonomy places the organism in Eukaryota, Metazoa, Chordata, Mammalia, Primates, Lemuridae. The transcript is spliced from 11 exons.
GGCAGAGAUGAAUGUGUCCCUCACAUGGUCCCUCGCUCUGUAGCUAGAAGUGCUCAUCAAGGGGUGGCAGGAGGAACCGUGUGGCUUUAGUGCUGGAAUGAGAGGUGAGCCCCAGGCUUGGGUGUGUUUGGCUCAGAAUCUGUCUCGGAUUUUCUCAGCAGCAGGUCUUCCUGGGACCUGCCCUGCUCAGGUGGGGAGUGCAACCUCUGCCCAGCAUCGCCCUCUGCCUGCUUCCAUGGUGCUGCCAGGCACGGUGGAGCUGCCGGGGGACAUGGGGAUGAGCACUCCUGAUCAGCACCCAGUGGUGUCCCGAGGGCCCUAGGCCACGUGGAGGAAGACGAGGAGGCCUGCCGUGCUCCCUGCUGGAGCCUCCAGGAGGAUGAGAGAGCCGGAGGCGCAGGCCAGGCUCGGGAAGAUGGCUGCCUUUUACCAGUGCGUCAGGCCUGACCCCAGCGAGCUGGACAUGAUUUCCACGAGGGUGAUGGACAUUAAGCUUCGGGAGGCUGCAGAAGGCCUUGGAGAGGACAGCACAGGAAAGAAAAAAUCAAAAUUCAAAACCUUUAAGAAGUUCUUUGGGAAGAAGAAGAGAAAAGAAUCUCCUUCGUCCACAGGAAGUAGCACCUGGAAACAAAGUCAGGCGAGGACUGAGGUCAUUGCCAUCGAGUCAGGGCCGGUGGGCUAUGACUCCGAGGAUGAGCUGGAGGAGUCGAGGGGCACGCUGGGCAGCCGGGCCCUCUCACAUGACAGUAUUUUCAUUCCUGAGUCCGGACAGGACCCUGCUCGGCCCGUGAGAGUGUUUUCCCAAGAAAAUGUGUCUGAUCGGAUUAAAGCUCUGCAGUUAAAAAUACAGUGUAAUGUGAAAAUGGGGCCGCCGCCUCCCCCAGGGGUGCCUCCCGCCAAGCGGGGAGAAGAUGCCGGCAUGAGCUCUGAGGACGACGGGCUGCCCAGGAGCCCGCCGGAGAUGUCCCUGCUGCACGACGUGAGUCUCGGCCCGACCAUAAAGGUCUCUUUAGUGUCCUCAUCCCGGCCACUGUCUCCAGACCACGCAAGUGACACAUCUGCCUCCCCUCGGAACUCAGAUGGCAGCCUGGCGCCUGUGGCUGACUUCAGUCAUCCUGCAGAAUCCUCCUCCUGCCUGGACAACUCCGCGGCAAAGCACAAGCUCCUGGUUAAGCCCCGCAACCAGCGGUCGAGUAAAAUGAGGCGGCUGUCGUCGCGUGCACAGUCUGAAUGCCUGAGUGAUCUGACCUGGACCCUUGAGGAGGAGGAAUUCGAGGAGAAGCCACUACCCCAAGCUCUCAAGGAAAAGAGCCCCAGCUCUGUGCAGCAGGAUGUGGUGCUAGGCAGAGGCCCUGGGCUUGGGCCACUUGCCACCUUGCUGCAGCCUGGAGGGGCCCGAGCCAGACGCACCCGCCUGCAGCACUCCCCGGCAGUCAGUGCCAGCAUGGAGGAGGGGAGUUCCCCUGGGCAUGAGCCCUCCAGCAGCCUGGCCACCCCAGAGGUCACUGAGCCUGUGUCAGUCCCCGCCUCCAGUGUGGAGUCCCCUUCUCUGCCAGAAGGCUCACUGCACCCUGGUCCCGAUGGCAAGAACCAGGAGGAGGUGCUGUCCACCACAGGCCCAAGCCCCCAGGCUGCAGACGCAGCUGAGGAGGGGGUUUGUGCUUCUGAAGAUGCCUCAAGUCCGUUAUCUACUAACGUCCCUGAGGACACAACACCUCCUGAGACUGUCACCGCAGUCACCUUGGAGACGCCAGCUGGUCCAGGCAAGCCAGACCAAGAUGUCCCAAACCAAGAUGUCCCAGACCAAGAUGUCCCAAACCAAGAUGUCCCAGACCAAGAUGUCCCAAACCAAGAUGUCCCAGACCAAGAUGUCCCAAACCAAGAUGUCCCAGACCAAGAUGUCCCAGACCAAGAUGUCCCAGACCAAGAUGUCCCAAAUCAAGAUGUCCCAGAUCAAGAUGUCCCAAACCAAGAUGUCUCAAACCAAGAUGUCCCAGACCAAGAUGUCUCAAACCAAGAUGUCCCAGACCAAGAUAUCUCAAACCAAGAUGUUCCAGACCAAGAUAUCCCAAACAAAGAUUUUUCAGACCAAGAUGUCCCAAAAGAAGUGGAGCUGACGCUGGAGGUGCCGGAGCCGGAGGGAGCGAGGAAAGAGCCCCCCGCGGCCCCCAGCCCGAGCCCGCCACCGCCCAAGAGCUGCCUGAAGCGCAGGGCGUCGGCCGCCAGCACAGGCCUGGGUGGGUCCCCUGCGGGGUCGCCUCUGAGGGAGCCCGGACCCUGCGCCCUGGACAGAGACGCCGGCCCGCCGGAGCGCCCCAAGGCUGAGCAGGUAGAGUCCCCUCAGGGAGACAGGGCAGCGCCAGAGCGGAAAACCGAGAGAGGCGGCGGCGCGAAGAAGUUCUCGGUGUCCUCGGGCCGGGGGCGGCCGCGCCAGGGCAGCUCCCGCCUGCCCGAGCCUCCCGGCGCGUCCAGCGGCCGCCUGCCCCUGGGGAGGAGCGGCCCCGCCUGGAGGAGCGAGGCGGCUCUCGAUGACCUCCAGGGGCCUCCUGAGCCCCAGAGCGGGAAACCAGAGCCUCAGAAGGCAGCGGAGGGUGACUCUCAGGACUCAGGGGACAGCGCGGCUGGCCCGACCACGCCAGGCGCGAGAGAGCCCUGCCCGGCCGCCAAGGAGCCGUCCCCGGGUGAGGACAGAAACCCCUUCCCCGUCAAGCUCCGGGCCACCUCCCUCUCUCUCAAAUACCGAGACAGCUCCGCCCAGGAGGCAAGAGGGGUAAAGAGAUACAGUGCGGAGGUCAGGUUAGAAAGAGGACUGACUUUGCUUCCGAAAGAUGAGAAAUGUCACGUCGGGACAGCCCCGGCCCUUCGAGGCGCCAGGUCCCCCAGCGACCAAGGCAAGGGGAAGGCCCGGUCACCUGAGCAGCUCAGCUCCAAACCACCCCUGCCCAGGAAGCCGCUCCUGCAGAGCCUCACCCUGCCGCACUCGCCUGCGCCCCCCGAUGCCGGGCCCAGAGAGCCCGAGCCCAGGAAGGAGAAGAGGUCGCUGCGCAGGGGAGCCGAAAAGGGUCCGCCUCCGGCGGCAGCAGGGCCUGGAGCUAACGGGCAGCCCGCCCCGCCCUGGAUCACCGUGGCUCGGCAGAAGCGGCGAGGAGCCUCGGACCAGCCACCCAACCAGGAGGACAAGCCUGGGGCGCGGACCCCUAAGCCUGAACUCGGAAAGCAAGCCAAGCCGCCCGAGAGAGCCCAGCAGGACCCCGUGAAGCACAUGGACUUUGUCCGCAGCAAGUCUUUCCUGAUCACCCCUGCGAAGCCCCCACUGGAGCGGAGGCGGGGGGUGGAGCUCAGCCUGCAGGAGGGGCUGCAGAGAGGAAUCUCGCUGUCCCACCAGAACCUGGCAGCUCAGUCUGCAGGGAUGACGGAGAAGGAAUUGCAUCAGCUGAAGAGAGCCAGUUAUGCCAGUGCAGAUCAGCCCUCCUGGAUGGAACUUGCCAGAAAGAAAUCUCAAGCUUGGAGUGACAUGCCCCAAAUUAUAAAAUAGGUUGGCAGUGUGCUGAUAAAGCAUGUCCACUACCUUGAAGGGCCACUUAGUUAAAAACUGCCAGUAAAUCAUGGCAAACAAACUGUGAAACUGAAGAUUGAUUUUUAUCAUCUAGUUAUGAUGAGCUCGGGGAAGAGGAAGGAACCAGGCAAAACAGAGAGGAUAAACACACAGCCAUAACCCUGGGCCAGAGGGGCCCAGAAACAAGAACAACAUUGAAAAAAUCCAGGAACGAGUUCCUGUGCCCCAAGGUAUGAAUGUGAGUCUUUUAGAAUUCCCUUGAUACAGAGGCCUCAGACAAGGAAGAAACCAGAAGUGAAAUUGGAUGCAUAGAUAGGAUGCCCUCCCUGCAAGACCAGAAGAGCAGCCGUUCCAGGAGAGCGUCUGUACUUGCACUUGAGAUCAGCCCCUGUCUCUGGCCACUGUCUUGCCUGUGGAUUCUGUCUUCUCCUUUCAUGUUUACUACUAGGCAUGACAUUCGUGGUAAAACAGGGAUGCCGUUUCCAAGAGCAGCUAUACAACAAUCUGUUUCCCUGAAGAUAGCCACUCUGAGAAGGAGAGGAGGGAACACAGCAGGGUUCAUCAAUUCACAGACUGUUUCCAGCAAUUUAAGAGUUGUUUAACUGAUUUUUAAACUUUUCCACUAGGCAUCUGUGUCCUUAACCAUUGCACAAUGCAUUGCCUGUUUAAUAAAAGGUUUCAAACAUG